Molecule: messenger RNA, 4260 nt
Organism: Aspergillus chevalieri
Lineage: Eukaryota; Fungi; Ascomycota; Eurotiomycetes; Eurotiales; Aspergillaceae
Product: chromatin-binding protein RAD9
Exons: 2
Coding region: 1-4260 (1419 amino acids)
Biological process (GO): positive regulation of transcription by RNA polymerase II; DNA damage checkpoint signaling
Cellular component (GO): nucleus
Molecular function (GO): histone binding
Source: RefSeq, a predicted model, not a curated record
AUGGACACCCAAGACAGCAUCGAUAUCGUGAAGCUGAAACGCGCCGCGCUGGGACAAGAGUCGCAGUCCCAGUCGGUCUUGUCACAUAUUCAUUAUCCCCGGCAGGACCAAGCGUUGAAAGAAAACGCCCCGGAAGCUCAGGCUUGUUCGCAGGAGGUCCGCCGGGCAUCGCCUCGAAGUCCUUUGCACGAGCAGAAUGCUACGAAUGGCACAACUACGACCCCGAUAAACGCAAGCCGGCCGAAUAACCGAUUACUGCAAAGGGUGAAUGGGAAGAUGGGGUCCGGCGAGACGCCGUCAGAUACCCAGGUCGUGUCGCAGUCGGUUUUCGACCAUAUCAUCCAGCAGAACAACGACGAUAAUACCUUGAAGACACUGCAUGAGGGUGACCCUGGUCAUAUUGACUUGCUCGCGGGAUUCGAUCAUACUCAGCUGGACACCAGCAACACCAAUACCAACAACAUAGAAGACAAUGAGAAUGAGGACCAGGGAGACGCAGACCCAUCUUCCCCGUUGGAGUACCAGCCAAACCUCUUUCCUGAGUCUCAGCGAUUCAUCACCAAAACACCAGCUACGGUAGUCAAGCAGAACCAUUUCGAGGACCGCAGCCAGAACAAAUCCCCUCUUGUCUCCUUCAAUCCUCUCGCAUCGGCCAGGUCGAAUAACGGAACUAUGGCGUUGAGCCAGAUGUUCGAGUCCACGCAAGUUCCGUCGUCUCCGAUAGUCAAUCGUCUAUACUCGGACCAGACGUCUGAACGACCUUCGCCAAACUUGCCGAUCCAACAUCAUUCACUUGCUGCAGGUACGGCGCUCUCUUCCCCGACCAUGAAGUUAGCGGCCACAUUUCCUCAGCACUCGUCGGAGUCGAACUUGAACUACAUCACCAUGAAAGAGUCGCAAGCAGAGCGGGAGAAGAGGACUCAAGCUGAGAGGAUGACGCGGUCGGCUGAGCAUAUCUACUCGGAGGAUCAGAGUGAUGAUGACGAGUUCAACAAAGAACCCAGCUUUGUUGAACGGAUGAAGCGACGGAAGGUGAUUGACGAAUUGGCAAAUGCGCAAUUUGCUGGUUUCACCGCUCCAGCACGGCCCGCGUCGAGUCGGUCGAGUCGGUCGAGCAAACGAGGCGGCAAGUCAAAGUCGCCCGAAGAGCAAGAGCCACGGGGUCAGACUGAUGGUCCUGACGAACGGCAGGAGCCCAUCGUGCCUUCCCAAAACGGUUCUAUUAGCGAAGAGGAAACGGAGCAAGAGGAAGAUGAUGAAGUGUACUUGCCCAUGCCCCGAUCGCAGGAGCUCAACAUCUCAGCAGAAGAAGACAAGGAGAACCAUAACGGUAUACCUGCAUCCCCCGUUAUUGCGACGGCUAGUGCCCACGAUCGACUCUCGCAGGUUCUUGCUCUGCAGACCAGUCCAUCUCCGAAUAGCAAGAUGCCUACCGAGAAGCCAAUUUCCCAUCGCCACAGCUCUAACCCGGAUGGACAGGACGAAGUAGGACGGUCUUCACAGAUCUAUAUUGUGAGGGACUCGCAGCAAUCUCCGACACGCGGCAGUCAGACGAACAAACCAAUGCAGCGAACUAAUUCACAAACCACGCUUUCACAACAGCAAGUGGCUCGUUUGGACGUGGACAAGCAAUCGCCUCCACCCCCUCCUGUGACUCAACGAAACUCGUCUCCUUCUCUUCCCAACAAUAGCCAUACCCUAGCAUGCACUCGCUCGCCUUCCGCGAGCUUGGUUGAAUCUUCUAGCCAACUCCCCAAAAUCCCGCCAGCUACCGAUUUCGUCCGGACACAGUCUAGUAAUCCAGCUAGCCAGCGAGCCGUGGUAUGUGGUGAAAAUGCUUCCAAUCAAGAAAAGUCAUCUUCGAUGUCUUCAUGUGUUGUCGAAACACCGGUGCACCAACAAUCAAGAAGCUUUGCGGAUGUGGUCCCGGGUACCACAGUACCGGAAACAAGUCCAAAUCGUCUACAAAACCAGGGAUUGAACAGUGACAUAAAUGGGGAUGCAGCUCAAGAGGACGAUGAUCUACCUCCUGUCUAUCCAUCUGACCACGAUCGAGCCAGUCAAUUGCGGCCACUUGCACCACCAAGCUCAUUAGCGGUGAUGAAAGCCUUCAACUCUAAGAUCCUUUCUAGCCCUAGCGGCAGACAGCGCAAAGCACUGACAGAAAUUGCCUCGGAAGCAUCUCCGGGAGGACCUGCUAAUUUCGAUAUCGACUUUGGCAUCUUGACUGCAGAUGAUAGAGAGUUCAGGUCCAUGGUCGCUAUGUCUCCCGAUCCACCGAGAAAGAAGAGACGCGGAAAUGAUGGUCAGAAUGUCUAUGCUUCUGAUCCUGUGCUUCCAGUUACACCUCGUCCGAAUACUCCUCGCUUUGCUCCAUUCCAAAAGCAGGAACAAAUUCCCGAAGAGCCUCAGCCAGAUAUGCCGCAGGAGGAGCCGCAGACAGUAUUUCGGAAACGAUCUAAACCUUCCAAUCGAGUGGAUACAAUAUGGGAUGUGGAUGCUUCACCGGAGUACCAUGUGUCUCGUACAGGAAGAAGGUCUUUUUUCCGAUCUCGGCUUCAGCAGGCUGCUCAUGGUCAGGAGCCCGAAAGGGACAUCGCUGGGCCUCCAAAGGAAACUAUUGAAGCUCUCGUUAGCAUGAGUGAUGAGAUGUAUGCCAUUUCCACUCCUACUGGAAACUCCCAUCGUCCCGCGGAGAUGCCAAAGGUUGGUGCUGCCCGGGAUGUUACGGCCCAGGAUGCUACGACCCAAAAAGAGCCUACUCCUGUUAGGACAUCCUCACCGGGAGGUCCUCAAAUUGCCCACAACCAAGUGCUCGCCCCUUGGAGUGGCCCGAAACGGGCAUACUAUCCCGCUACAUGCUUUGGAACACCAUUUGGCACUUCAGCAUCACGGUAUCUUGUCAAGUUUGAAGACAGUCUUCCGGUUGAGGUGCCAAUAACUACAGUCAAGAGACUCGAACUGCGAGUUGGUGAUGUGGUCAAGGUAGAAAUACCCAAGUUUCCGAAGAUUCCUCAUGUCAUUCGAGGUUUUGACGAUCGAAUCAGUGAGGAAGAUUUCAAUAAUGCCGUUAAUAGUGGCUUUAUCCCAAUGACUGAUGUUUACGGUAAUUUGUCUGUCAUCCUGGAACCGAAAGCGCGCAAAAGUAUCUCGAAUGAGGCCCUUCCACGGACGGGAAGCAUGGUCCAAGUCCCCAUCUCGCGGAUCUAUCUGGAUACCAUCCUAUGGAACCAGCUCAAAGAUCGGGCAUUUAGCCAUGAUGCAAAUGCGAAGACGGUAGAAGAGAGGCCCCAAACACCAGCCUUAGCCGGCGUACCCGCCACGCCAACACCUCCAAGCAGCCGGCUUUCUCGCACUAUGCGGUACAUGGGUGGUAUCUUUGCUGGAAUGGUGUUUGCAGUCUCCUACGUUGAUGACGAUGCGGGCAAGUCCCGCGUGUCCCGGUUGAUAAUGGAACACGGCGGGCGUAUUAUAGAUGGGUUCAACGAACUUUUCGAUUUUCCGUCGAACGUCCCUAUUGCAAUCCCGACAACAAAACAAUCUGCUGAUCCAGCACAAAAUAAGACCAACCUGCGUCUUACUAGAAGUGCCGAAGAUCUCGGAUUCGCUUGUGUGAUUGCUGACAAACACUCCCGCCGGGAAAAAUACAUGCAAGCCCUAGCUCUCAAUCUACCUUGUCUUUCUGGCCGCUGGGUUGAAGACUGCAUUGCCCAGAACCGAAUCAUAGAUUGGGAGAUGUACCUGCUCCCCGCAGGGGACUCAACGUAUCUCAACGGCGCUGCCAAAUCGCGAAUGUUGACGCCCACUCUUGCCGUCAACGCACGCUUCUCGCAUACCAUCACAGCCCGACCAAAACUACUAGACGGACAGUCUGUGCUUAUCGUCAUGGGCCGCGGAAAGGAAGAAGAGAAGAGCAGGGCGUACAUAUUCCUCACGUACGCCCUUGGUGCCUCAAGAGUGGAGCGCGUGUAUGAUCUCAAGUCCGCCAAGACAUUCCUAGACCAAGAGGCCGAAGCUGGUCAUGGCAAUUCUUGGGACUGGGUGUACGUACACUUCCAUGAUCAGGAGGCCGUCAGAGCGGAGUUUCUGCAAUCCACGGAUACAGAAUCUAAUUCGGGACGUGGCACGAAGAGACGUAAAAUGUCUCAUUUCAUGGGAUGUAUCAGUGGUCAGGAGCUCGGGUUGAGUUCUAAGAUUACUGUCGUGGGUAAUGAUUUUGUUUGUCAGAGUUUGAUUUUGGGAAGAUUGUUUGGGGCGUAG